Messenger RNA from Vitis riparia (riverbank grape), 668 nucleotides. RefSeq names its product late embryogenesis abundant protein Lea14-A-like. Gene Ontology annotation, biological process: response to desiccation. Gene Ontology annotation, cellular component: cytosol. The record is from RefSeq and is a predicted model, not a curated record. The transcript has 2 exons. Bases 75 to 530 code for a protein of 151 amino acids. NCBI's taxonomy places the organism in Eukaryota, Viridiplantae, Streptophyta, Magnoliopsida, Vitales, Vitaceae.
GCGCCAUACCCGUCUCUCCAACUGUGAAUUUGUUUUUUUUUCUUCUUUUGUCCGUGAAGAUUGUGGAGGUAGCCAUGUCGCAGCUGCUCGAUAAGGCGAAGAACUUUGUGGCGGAGAAGGUGGCGAAUAUAAAGAAGCCGGAGGCCAGCCUCGACGACGUGGAUUUCAAAGACGUGAGCCGGGAGGGGGUGACGUACAACGCCAAGGUCUCAGUGAGCAACCCCUAUGGGACUGCUAUUCCCAUUUGCGAGAUCUCUUACACCUUCAAAAGUGCCGACAGGGUGAUAGCGUCGGGGAAGAUGGCGGACCCAGGGUCACUGCCGGGGAACGAGAAGACAGUGCUGGAGGUGCCGGUGAAGGUGCCGCACAACAUACUGGUGAGCCUGGUGAGGGACAUCGGCGCCGAUUGGGACAUCGACUACCAGCUGGACUUGGGUCUGACCAUUGAUCUUCCUCUCUUUGGUGACUUCACUAUUCCUCUUUCCAGGAAAGGAGAGAUCAAGCUCCCUACUCUCUCUGAUGUCUUCUGAUCUACCCCUCUCUUGAUUCAUCACUUUCUCUUGUUUAUCGCUUGUUUUGGAGUGUUCCAAUGGACCUCAUGCAUGUUUGACUUUUCUUGCGUCUGUACUUUGACUUUGGAUAAGCAAAUAAAGAUCGUCUUUGGCUCA